AUGGACCAAGUCGCCAUCCUGACUUCCACAGCGGGACAGGGACCUGUACCUCCCCUCGAAGGUAAAACGUCUGCCAUUGACAAAGACACCAGACUACCCAAUGACCAAGAAAAGGUGGCUGUUGGAAAGCCCGACGAAUCGUUCUUACACGAUGAAAUUUCCGAAGAAGGUCAUAUAAUCAGAACAGGUCGGGAUGCCGCAGACCAUCUUUUGUCAAUCAGAGACGAUGAUGAUCCAUCUGUCACGUUCAGGAGUAUGGUCUUGGGUACGAUCAUGGCUUGCUUCCAAGCUUCCAUGACCCAAAUCUACUUAUUCAAACCCACCAAUGUGACAAUCAGUGGCUCUUUCAUUGUCCUGAUCCUAUAUUUCAUCGGCAACGGUUGGGCAGCACUGUUACCCCGAGGUGAUCACUUGGAAAAGAGGUGGCGAGACAAACAUGGUACUGGAUCCUUGCCGUUUUACGUUACAUUUGCCAAAUUCAUCAAUCCGUCCGCAUUCGGCUUGAAGGAACACUCCAUCGCGGCUAUCACUGCUUCUGCAGCUUCGAAUGGCGCCGCAAGUAUCUCAGUGUUUACAGUUCAAAACCUGUUCUACGAUGUCAAGUUGACAGCCACCACUGUCAUCCUCAGUACCUUGAGUAUAGGACUAUUCGGAUAUGGUCUGACAGGUAUCUUACGACCCGUCACCGUAUGGCACGUAGAAGCAGUUUAUUGGACCAACAUACCUACUGUCAAAUCGUUACAAGCCCUGCAUUGGGAUACUGUGAAAAAUUCAAAACCCCUUCGAGUAUUUUGGUACUGUUUUGGCGGGAUGUUCCUCUACGAGUUCUUCCCCGCGUACAUUUUUCCAUGGUUGAACUCGGUGUCAAUCCCUUGUUUGGCUUCGAUGAAUGCGACUGGGGACAAGGCGGCUAUCUUGACUAACUUGUUCGGUGGGUCGUUGAGUAACGAAGGUCUGGGAAUCCUCAAUAUCAGUUUCGACUGGCAAUAUAUCACUUCGGCAGCCACCUCCAUGCCUCUGAAACUACAAGGUAACUACCUGAUAGGUAUCAUCGCGUGCUGGAUCGCAUUCCUAGCGGUGUACUACAGUGACGCCUGGGGCGGUCGAAAUCUUCCAUUUCUGUCGACGUCUCUUCGAACUGCCGACGGUGGAAGAUACGUUUCGACCAAGGUCUUCGUGGAUGGGGUUCUUGAUAAGCAGAAGCUGGCCGAAUACGGUCUACCAAAAGUCACUUCCACUUAUGUUUGGGCCAUGAUCCUUGGUAAUGCAGCUAUUGGGGGGGUCAUCAUGCACUGUAUCAUUUUUUGGGGCAAAGAUAUUUGGACAGCGAUCAAGAACAGCCGCAAAGGUGUAUUCGAUGAUAGACACCACAGUGCCAUGGAAAAAUACAAAGAAGCGCCUUGGUAUUGGUAUCUUGCUAUUUUGGUGGUCGCCUUCAUCUUGGGCCUAGUUGUGGUCAUCAAAGAAGAUAUCACAUUAUCCGUCGGGUCUUAUGUCACUGCUUUGGUACUCGGGACCGUCAUAGCACCGUUCAGUACAAUCUUGUAUUCGAGAUUUGGAAAUGGUGUCGCGACCAACCAACUUAUGAAAAUGGUAGCGGGUCUCACAUCGCCUGGAAGACCCAUUGCAAAUCUUUAUUUCUCAGCUUGGUCUCAUUCAGUCAUCUCGCAGAGUUUGAAUUUGGCUUGUGAUCUUAAAAUGGGAGAAUAUCUCAAGGUUCCUCCUCGUGCCAUGUGGUUGACCCAAAUAUACGGAACCGUCUUAGGAGCUUUCAUCAACUACGUCGUCAUGAUUUCCGUUGUAAACUCCCAUCGAGAUUUGUUAAUCGAUUCGAACUCGGGUUCUUCAACUUGGUCUCCCGCUUAUUUUCAAAGUCUAAACACAUCAGCUACCACCUGGGCUCUUGCCGAUUACCUAUAUAACAAAAACGGACAAUAUUUCAUUGUACCACUAGGUCUCGCCAUUGGUGCUGCAGCAGUAAUUCUUCAUCGUAUAUUCGUUAUUUUCCUUCCUCAAAUAGGCAGAGUAUCAACCUCAGACCUGAACCUCCCUCAAUUCUUCGCCUACGCAGGAUACCUAGGAUUCAACCAAACUCAAUCAUGUGUCAUAUUCAGUAUCCUCUUUGCAGGCUUCUUCACUCAAUACUACUUGAGAAACUACCGACCGCACUUUUUCAAGAAUUACUCGUACCUUGUCACCGCCGCUUUUGACGGUGGGAGUCUGUUUGUCUUGUUUAUUCUAUCGUUUGCAGUGUUCGGUGCAGGCGGACCGAGUAAACCUUUUCCUACGUGGUGGGGCAAUCCGGAAGGGAAUGUGGAUCAUUGUCCGAAUCUUGAGUAG
This is a messenger RNA of Kwoniella botswanensis, 2340 nucleotides long. RefSeq lists its product as uncharacterized. Gene Ontology annotation, molecular function: oligopeptide transmembrane transporter activity. The record is from RefSeq and is a predicted model, not a curated record. Gene Ontology annotation, biological process: transmembrane transport. The transcript is spliced from 10 exons. Gene Ontology annotation, cellular component: plasma membrane. Bases 1 to 2340 code for a protein of 779 amino acids. NCBI's taxonomy places the organism in Eukaryota, Fungi, Basidiomycota, Tremellomycetes, Tremellales, Cryptococcaceae.